This is a messenger RNA of Nerophis ophidion (straightnose pipefish), 4008 nucleotides long. RefSeq names its product MMS22-like, DNA repair protein (gene mms22l). Bases 239 to 3937 code for a protein of 1232 amino acids. NCBI's taxonomy places the organism in Eukaryota, Metazoa, Chordata, Actinopteri, Syngnathiformes, Syngnathidae. The transcript is spliced from 26 exons. Gene Ontology annotation, cellular component: nuclear replication fork. The record is from RefSeq and is a predicted model, not a curated record. Gene Ontology annotation, biological process: replication fork processing; double-strand break repair via homologous recombination.
ACUCCCGGAACACAAACAAUGUAGUGAUGGCGGCUUUGACAGCGCCGCAUUUUGCAACAAAUUCACGGGAUAUUCCUUACAACAAGUAACAUAUUUUUCUCAAUUUAAGUGCAGUUUGACUAUUUUAGUUGGUCUUGCUUGUUUUUAUAUACAUGUGUGAACUCCGUGUUCUGUCUACAAACGCUGACCGGGGCCCAGGAGACAAAUACCUCAACUAAAGGUGAAAGUGGCGAAAAGCAUGGCUGACGACUUCAGCCAAUCCCUCACUCCUCCAGUCUCCCCCACACACAGUCUGUGUGAUCUGACCUCAACCAAACCGCCCUGGUUCUACUGCUCUGAACCUAAAGAGGAUCAGACUGGAGCCCUCUCAAGUGAGGGGUACACUGCCAGAGGUUCUUUGAAAAGGCUGCUACUGUUUCUCGAUCCGGCCCCCGCUGACUAUGAAGGUGACACAGCGGAAAUCUUUGGCUUUGCAUGGGUUACAGAGACAGCAUUGGUUGAAUCUACAAAGCUACUCUUUGGCCUGCUCAGGAAAAAUAUUUGCAGACUUGAGACUUUGGCACAAUGCAGCUCACAUGACUUUGGUCAAAAAGGCAACCUCCAUUAUGAAGCAUCAGAGCUCAGACAACAGUGUGUUUUAUUUCUUCAGUAUGUUAAAGUCUUCUUGCACAGACACCUUAGGGUUUCCUGCAGUCUGGAUGCAGAGCCAUCCCACCCGUAUGAGAAACUGGAAGGUCAGCUCCCAUCUGUUCUACUGGAGGAGCUGUUUGGCAUCACACUCCUUAUUGGACGUCUUAAAGACUUGCCUGUCAACAUUCAGAGUGCUUUCACGAUACAGAACCCAGGAAAGAUUUUUCCUCCCUCUUGGCAUCUGUUGCACCUUCAUCUUGACAUCCACUGGUCAGUCUUGGAGAUCCUCCACCUACUUGGCCACAAAAUGAAAGGCGAGGUGGUGUAUGCUCAUCAAUUUAUGAAUCUGACUGGAGAGAACUUGACUGAUACCAGCCUGUUUGAGGAGCACCUGUGCAACCUCCUUUGUGACCUCACUGGUCUGGCCAUGGGCAAAUACAGCAAGGUGAGGCCUACGGAGAUUCUUAACAGUCAUCAUUACCAUUGUUCCUGCACCAAAGAGCUGUGGAUCUUGAUCAUUCACCUAUUGGAAUAUAGGAAUAAAAGGCUCCACUCACAGUCAUUCUGGAGCUACAUGAACUCACUGAUGAAGCCUCUUGCGUCAGGGAAACCAGCAGCUGAGCAAUUCAGUGGCCUCCCUGCUCACUGUAAGGACCCUUUAGGAUUCACAUGGUGGCUGUUAACUCAUUUAGCAAUGUUGGGGCAGUACAAUCAUAAUGGCAUACUCCAGGAUGAGUUAGAGAAAUCCAUCGAUGACAAUUGGACAUUUGUGGAAGAGCUGCUUAAGUUAACUUUUAAGCCUCAGGGAGGUCUUGUUGAGGAGCAGAUCAGGAUGCAUGUCCAUUGCUGUCUUUCUCUUUGUCUGCUGUGGAAACCCAGUACCAGUGCUGUCUCCACCCUCUGGGACUUCUUUAGCAAAAACCUGGGUGCCCCAUUCACUGUGCCGUGGCUCGGCUUGAGUGGUCUGGGCACUUUGUGCAAGACCCCGCUGUCUCUGCUGGAGCAUGUGCGCAACUGCUGUUCGCCAUCCCCCCUCCACUCUGCAGGACACACCCAGUUGUACUCCUCUGCCAACUCCUUUCAUAUCUUCCUGCGAGUGCUGGCCCUGUGCCUGUCCCAGGACAGAGUGAGCGGAGUCCCACAGAGACAGAUCAAAGGAAGGAUUUUCUCCAAAUUCUCCUCAAAGAAGAUGCAGGAGCUGUCGGAGGCAGGCCUCAUGAAUUUCUUGCUACUCUUUUUGGUGGUUGCUCGGAAGGUUGAGUUGGAAGACGUUGCCAGUAAAAUGUGUGAGCUGCUGGGCUACUUGCCAUCUGACUGCCCCCCAAGACACCGCACGCUGGUGUGGAGGGCACAACUGGCACUGGUGUUGGUAUUUCAGGAAAGGGGCUUGGAUGUAGGCCCCUUGGCUACUGGGCUGGCCUUAUCUUUCAACGAGACUGCUAAGGAGUUCUACAAUAAAACUACAGAGAUGUCUCGUAAACUUGCCCUCUGGGGGCCCCUAGGAUCAUAUUUGGAGGGGGUGGCGGAAGUCUUCGAAACCAGCAUCAGUCUCAAUCUAUCGGAGGAAAAACUUCUAAAUGAAGGCUUUGUGUGGUUGCUACCAGCCUGUCGUCAGUCUGAACUGAACUCUGUGCUUGGCUUUCUGCAGACUGUCCUUGCCCAGCUCAGGCGAGCACAUCAACGCUGUGUCCAGCCGGGACCCACCUUGACCUGGACAACUACCAAUGGCAGUGUGGUAAAGGAGCCCCACCUAGCGGUAGCAGCAGCUCUCUGGGCGCAUUUCUUCCCCUUCCUCCGUAACCUACGCCUUUCUCAGACGCCUCCAACUCAGCUGGCAGAUGCUGCUGCAGGCUUCACACUUCUGGCCUUGGAGCUGCCUGCCUCCGCUCCUCAGGACCUUCAACCUAAUCCAGUUCAGUCAAUCUUGCAAUGCUUUGGCUGGGAUGACAUGGUUCACCCACUUCUUGUCACACGCUACCUACCACAUCUGCUUCAAAACAGUGAGCUGCUGUCCUCACUUACCAGAAACUGUAGUACCACUGUGUCAGCUUCUGCACAAUGUCUGUCAGUGAGGGCCUGGUUCCGGUGUGUUCUACAGCAGCAACUUCACAAGUGCCCUGAUGGAUCUGAUAGCAGAGCAGACCGAGCUUUGGAGGACCAACUGUGUGAACUGACACGACUGGUGCUGAAGCUCCCUGAGGUUGAAAGUCUUCUGCAGAGAGCCAACCUCCUUACCUCAGGCACCAGGGCAGAGCCAGCUGCAGCCCUGGAGAUGUUUGUAAAGGCUGUAGGCAUUGUGUACAGCAAACUGCAGGUGUUGUCUGAGCGCUCGGCCAUGGUGACCAGAGCUCUGGACUACAUGGGAGAUAUUCUCAAACAUGUCAAACCCUCUCUGGUCAGCAAGAACCCUAACGCAAUUCAGCUGGCCUAUUGGGCCAUUGGUUGCAUAGUGAAGCACUGGAGCCCCCUGCUGGUCACAUCCAAAGCGCAGCAGUUGCUGUUCCGCAUUGUGGACCGGCUGCUGCUCCCCCACAACUUCGCUCAGCAGGACAAAGCUCUGAGGGACAGCCUGCCGUUAUAUCUACAGGGCCUGUCAGUGGCAUCCAGUGUGUCCCAGUCACAAGGAGCAUACCUAAAGCAGCAGCUACGCUCCAUCAUCCGCAGAUAUCUUGACCAUUUCCUUCCUGCCACACCUUCUUUGGGUACCAUCGCUAAUCACCCUGUGCUUCUUGGUGCAUGUGAGCUGAGCCCAACCACACCUGGAGCCUCACUGAGGAGGACCAUCCUGGAGGUGCUCUGUGAGUACUUCCUUCGGUUCAAAGGUCAUUCCCCUCCACCUCGCCUAGCAUCAGUCUUGUUGUUCCUGUUGGAACUUCUAAGACGAAACAGUGACUCGGACCCCACCCUUCUCACACUGCCACUCCCCUCUCUGCUGCACUGUGUGAUGCUGAUUAAUGAGCCACAGGUAAGGAAGACGAGCACAGACGCACUCCAGCUUGUGGUGGAGCGUUGUGCAGCGGUGUCUGCAGAGGGACCAUGCAAACACAUGAUCUCUGUCUUAAGGUCAUUUGUGGAGGUAAAUGAAAGCGUCUAUGACAGGCAGGUCUACAGUGUUUUAGAGACGGUGGCUGUUUUAGACCCUCCUGUUGUUCAAGCUCUCAUUCCCAACCUGUCUCUCAGCCUGAGAAACACAGAACACAAGAGAGGAUUGGGCAAGAACGCCACCUUAAGGAGUGCUUAUAAGAAACUGCUGUGCUUACUCGGGGAGAGCGGAAAGGCAGAAAUAUCAAGUUUAGAAGCAGACUGAAACCAAAGAUGGUAAAUCAUCUUUUCAUGUCUGCAUUUGAACCGAAAAAAUAAACGGGGGGAAUACUGUGA